Molecule: messenger RNA, 4400 nt
Organism: Diatraea saccharalis (sugarcane borer)
Lineage: Eukaryota; Metazoa; Arthropoda; Insecta; Lepidoptera; Crambidae
Source: the annotation of a GenBank genome assembly
CAAUACAUUUUAUUUUGCGUUCUUGAUGGAUUUUCUAACAAAACUUGUUCUGGUGGAUUUUUAAACUGAAUUUAGAACUUUUAUUUUCUAAAAAUACAGAUUCAAUAGUGAAAGGUUGAUUAAUUAUAAUAGUGGAUUUUACACUAACAUUAAAAUUAAUUAACAUAGAAAAUUUAUUUUAAAAAUUCACUUAUCAAUGCUCUCUGUAUAAAAACGGUUAUUCUGCAAUCAAGAGAAAGAAGAGACGAGAACCAUUGUGUGUAAUUAAUUAUUUUACAAUUAUUUUUUUAUAAAUGUUCACAGCCGCGUCGUACGUUCUCCAAAUGGAGAUUAAUAAAAACAAAGCUUAAUUGUUGUCGCAAAAUUGCCAAUAUGGGAUGGGCUUACGCGAUGUGACCAGCCGCUGCCUGCGAUGCUCGAGGGCCUGCGUGCGGGGGGGCACGGGACGGCGUUGCGCCCGUCGGACAUGUGUGCGUCGUGCGCACGCCGCGCCCGCGCCGCCUCGCAUUACGGCUGAGUGUCGCUCCGCCGGCGUCCCACUCCUCUCUUUACCCUUGCUUCCUUCAUCUCUACCCCCCUGACGCCUUCCCGUCUCUACCCUCUAACUAAAUCCUUUCUCGGCUCCGGUCCCCCACCGAUGCUUCCGCUUCGUGAUACUGAUCCGACUAACUGAGCGGCGCGAGCGAUGGACGGACGAGCGUAUCUUGGGACUGAACGCACGUCCGUUCACCCACAUGUAAUAUUACUACUAUCUUAGAGAUACUAUCUACACUUCGAUCACACAACACUACUAACAUAAUCACACGAAUAGAUGUUAUUUUUACACCAAAAUUUAUGCGUUAUUUUAAGACGUUAUUACGUAAGAUAUUGGCUUUAUUAUCAUGGUCUUGUAAAUACUACCUACCUACAUACUUACAUUGUUAUGACUAUACCUACCUGUAUGAUAACUAGUAGGUAGCUCUACCCAUGUACAAAAUUUGUAGGAAAAUUAGUUUUGUAUAGACACUGGCACAAUGAAACAACCUGACACAUAAAUGCGGUGCAUAUGUGCCACCCGUGUUAAUAGGCAGCGCGAUGGGAGGAGCGCUUUGGUCACUCGUCGCUCACUUGUAGCAUAAUUGCAGGUGAUUGCAGUGAUAUCGAUCCUCUUCAUCGUGCUGUCCACGAUAGGGCUCACUCUCAACACGAUACCUCAGAUGCAAGUGUACGACGAGAAGGGUGCGCCCAUGGACAACCCGCAGCUGGCCAUGGUAGAAGCCGUGUGCAUCACGUGGUUCACGCUCGAGUAUGUGCUGCGAUUCAGUGCCUCACCGGAUAAGUGGAAGUUCUUCAAAGGUGGACUCAACGUUAUAGACUUGCUGGCUAUAUUGCCGUAUUUCGUAUCUCUUUUUCUUCUCGAAACGAAUAAGAACGCGACUGACCAGUUUCAAGAUGUACGCCGCGUAGUACAAAUCUUUCGAAUUAUGCGAAUACUGCGAAUCCUCAAACUUGCCCGACAUUCUACAGGGCUUCAAUCGCUCGGUUUUACGCUCAGAAACUCUUAUAAAGAACUGGGACUACUCAUGCUGUUCCUUGCGAUGGGAGUGCUCAUAUUCUCUUCGUUAGCAUAUUUCGCUGAAAAGGAAGAACCGGGGACUAAAUUCAUUUCCAUUCCGGAAACGUUCUGGUGGGCCGGCAUCACCAUGACCACAGUCGGAUACGGUGACAUUUACCCCACGACCCCGUUGGGCAAGGUCAUCGGCUCAGUUUGCUGUAUUUGCGGCGUGUUGGUAAUUGCGUUACCCAUCCCGAUUAUAGUCAACAAUUUCGCCGAGUUUUACAAGAAUCAGAUGCGGCGGGAGAAGGCGUUAAAGAGGCGGGAGGCGCUUGAGCGCGCAAAGCGUGAGGGCUCCAUCGUCUCAUUUCACCAUAUAAACUUGCGUGAUGCUUUCGCCAAGAGUAUGGAUCUCAUCGAUGUCAUCGUGGAUACAGGACAUAACCUGUCGCAGGCGGAUGCCACAAGCUUGGAGGGAGAAGCACCGGCCACCACCGGCUGCUACAAACAAUACGAGCAUGCUAUCUCCAAUAAGAUACCCCAGAGUACUGAUCCUAAUCAGUUUCAGAGUAGCCCUAAGAAAGAACGUCGGUACUCUAACGAAGGUCCAGAAUCACCGGAGAAACGCUUGCUCAUAAAUCCUGAUCCAACACCAGAAAAGAAGAUGGCUGACAAACAGCUUGACUUGGAUCAGCUGCCUUCUGAGUUUGAAUGUUGUUUUUGCACGUUCAAGGGUUACAAGGAGUUCAUAGACGCGGAGCAACUGAUGCCGAUGUCAACAUCAGAUUUGCGGCAACCGGUGUGUGUGGAGCUCGCCUGUCUGCAGCGGCACCCCGCACCCAAGGCUUUGCCAGAGGCCACGCCCAAUAGCCUCGAUAGCCCUGAUACAUUUGCAUCAUGCCUUACGCACCCUUUUCCUUCAGAGGGCGACAUCGCAUGCGAGAACGACUCGUCAAACUUAUAUGUGAACCCUCUGGACGGUAGCGGCGGCAGCACGGGGGGCGGGGGUUCCGAGUUUAAAGGUGUGCGCAGGAGUGCUUCAGGGGACGGGGGCGUGUUAUGUGCGCAAGGUUCGCAGGGCGAGGGGUCGCCGCGGGGGUCGCGUGGCAGUCUGGCGGGGGCACCGCUGCCGGAGCCGGCGCGCUCUCCGCUCCAAGCGGACGAAUCUAACGAUGAUGCCAAGCCCAAACAUAGGAAGGCACGUUUUCAACAGGAAUGGACGGAGGAGGAGAAGAGGCCGCCGAGAGGGAUAGCUACGAGGAUAAUCAAUCACCACAUACUUUUUGGUAAAAAUGGUAACAAACGAGGUGGUGGUUGGCCGCUAGAAGGCGACUCGCGCUCGCGAUCCAUACUAAAGAAUAAGGAGGCGCGCGGCACAGACAGCGAGUUGCUACUUCAAGAAAGUACCUCCCUCGGGGCUAAUGGUGAUUCGGGAAGCGAGUCGUCGCCUAUUCGUCUCAAAGAUUUCAAAGGGCAAAACCUGAAGAGCAGCGCCCAGGAGCGUGACGGUCUCGUCUCGUAGGCCUUCGCCCCACCAGCACUGCCAACCACAACCCGCAGUAAUACUUAGAUCGCAAUAAAUUAUUGAAAUAUAAAUAAAUAAUUUUAACAUAUCAUUGAGCGAUUGUGACUGCUUUUUGAAUAGAGAUUUUCAUUUAGUAGGGUUAUAAAUAAUGUAAAAUAUAUUAUUACCAUGUAAUGUAAUAAUUGUUCAUUCCAAUCGAAAAGUUGAAGAUACCUAUUUGUUAAGUUUUUUUACGUGCAAUUAUUAAUUGCUAAUUCUAAUUUAAGCGAUAUAGUUUGUACAGCAUAGUUGAUGAAAAAAAGAAGCAAUUAUUAAAAUUAAAGAUUUUCUGAAAUUGUUAAAGGCCCCUUUCAUUUAUCACCCUGUAUUGAUAAAAAAGAAAACUCUUUGUAGUCAACAAUUAUAUUUAUUUGGAAGCUAAAUUCUUUUUCCAUAAUAGUCAUGUACUAAAAGUGUAGAGUAGAAAUAUAACAUAAACUUUAUAUUUAAUAUUUUUUAUUACUAAAAAGUGCUAGUGUUAAAAACGUAGGCCAAUUAGCCUCUACACAUCACAAAAUACACAUUUUCGAGCCGAAUAACAGAGUUUUUUUUAGUGAAAAACAUACACAAUAUCACAUAAUAACAAAAUUAUUGGAAUUAUCAAAUAAUUUAUACUGUGGUCCAAAAUUAAUACUCAUUAUCAUUAAAAACACUUAACAAUUAAUUUAAUACUUUAUAUAUUAAUAAACCAUAGAAAAUAUGAGUUAUUAUAACAAAAAAAAAAACAUUAUGAAAGCAUUAAAAAUACUUUGGUUUGCGAUGAGUAUACACAUAGACCACUACCACGCACGAUUACGACGUUAAUUAGUGUUUUUAAACAGCCAUAGACAACUGAUAGGUCAUCACGAAAUCUUUGAAUGAUUAUUGUUAGUAAAAUUGAGUUUUAGUAUUACUUUAACCCUUAAAUGCAUGAUUUUUAAUAUUAAAUGGAAAAAAAUAUAUUAUAUUCAGGCUAAUGGGUAUUUUAAUGGAAAAAUAUAAAAAAAAUCUAAAUACACAUUUUAAGUAUUUUUUAUAGAAAAAAAGUAGUGUAUCAAAAAUGAGACAGUAUGCAUUAAAGGUAAAAAAAUAAAAGUUAUGAAUUUUUAAUAUAAAAAUGUAUUAUAUAUAUUUAUUAUAAAAUAAGGUAAGAAUAUUGUUUCAAUUGUUAUGAAAAAGGACGAAACAAUUACAUUUUUUUUUAAAACAAAGAAUAACGUUACACUUUGAACACUUUAUAGAGCUCAAAAGCUUGCACUGAGGGUACUGACAACGCCUUCUUUUAUCAGUCGUUAUUGGUUCAUGUCCAACUUUGUCAAGACG